This is a messenger RNA of Podarcis muralis (Common wall lizard), 3131 nucleotides long. RefSeq names its product PBX/knotted 1 homeobox 2 (gene PKNOX2). The record is from RefSeq and is a predicted model, not a curated record. Gene Ontology annotation, molecular function: DNA binding. Lineage: Eukaryota; Metazoa; Chordata; Lepidosauria; Squamata; Lacertidae. Gene Ontology annotation, biological process: regulation of DNA-templated transcription.
GAAGUGCGCUGCCUAUUGCAUUCCUGCUGCUGCAUAAUGUGCUCCUAAUACAGCAUUAUGAAUAGUUUGCUGAUGACGGCAACUUUUCUGUACAAGAAAAUCAGACCGCAGGAUGAGAGCUCAGAUUGAAUUAUUCUGCUCCAGGACAUGAAAGACUGUGAUUAUAUAGCCAGGUGGCAAAGUUAUUGAUUGUUCUACAUGUGCACACUCCUGAUCUGGAAGAUAAAUUUGGAAGUGCAAGCUGCUCUAUCUUCACCUGUCAAGCAGUCCAAAAUGGUACCUUCUGGAACUGGAUCCUGAGCUAUCUGCCUUUCCAGCUGAUCUGUUCCAGAGUUCGCUGAAUGAUCAGUUUGCCCACUGAUGAAGCUUGGCUUGAGUUCUAAUCAUUGCCAAUCCAACUGUCCUCCGUCCGAACCAGCAUUGUCAAACUUUUCAAACUUCAUGGGACUUCUCUCUACAUUUUCAUCACUGAACACGUUGAACAGCAUCUGGACCACAACAGAGUGCUGAGGGACCGCACAUGCUACCUCUUGCCAGCUGGAGAAGAACCCAUUAAAAAGUACUCUCUAGGUGGCUCUGCUGUGGCUAGAAGAAGCAGCUUUUGUGUAACCGGCAGAGAAAGGGCAGAGGGGAGAGUUUCAAAGGACAAGCGGCUCCCGGAGAAGACUCCAUAGAAAGCACUGCAUUUUCCAUCGUAUCACAUACACAACAGUGGAGCAGAUUGAUUUCCGUUCUAGAUGUGAAUCAACCCCAGGAUGCAACAUGUCUCCCCAGCGCCAGCUCUGACAAUGAUGGCCACACAGACUGUGCCCCCUCCCCCUUAUCAAGAAACCCAACAGAUGACUGCCACAGCGCAACAGCCAGCCAAAGCCCAGCCAGUACACAUCAACACACCUUCGGCAGCCGCCAACACUCCUAUCCCCAGCACUCCCAUCGACCCUCAGGCACAACUGGAGGCUGACAAGCGAGCUGUCUACAGACAUCCUCUCUUCCCCCUCCUGACCCUGCUGUUUGAGAAAUGUGAGCAGGCAACGCAAGGCUCAGAGUGCAUCACUUCUGCCAGCUUUGAUGUCGACAUUGAGAAUUUUGUACACCAGCAAGAACAAGAGCACAAACCAUUCUUCAGCGAUGACCCUGAGCUCGACAACCUGAUGGUGAAAGCCAUUCAGGUCCUGAGAAUCCACCUCCUGGAGCUGGAGAAAGUGAAUGAAUUGUGCAAGGACUUUUGUAAUCGUUACAUCACCUGCCUCAAAACUAAGAUGCACAGCGACAACCUACUCAGGAAUGACCUCGGGGGGCCUUACUCCCCAAACCAGUCCUCCAUAAACCUACACACACAGGAUAUGCUGCAGAAUUCUCCUAACUCAAUGACUGCAGUAUCCGGCAACCCCCAAGGAAUCGUGGUGCCCGCAUCAGCACUGCAGCAGGGGAACAUCUCCAUGACAACAGUCAACUCACAAGUUGUGUCAGGUGGAGCCCUUUACCAGCCUGUAACUAUGGUAACGUCUCAGGGCCAGGUGGUAACCCAAGCAAUCCCACAGGGAGCCAUUCAGAUCCAGAACGCGCAGGUUAACCUGGACCUGACCUCUCUCCUUGACAGCGAAGAUAAAAAGUCAAAGAACAAACGAGGAGUCCUGCCGAAGCAUGCCACGAAUAUCAUGCGGUCCUGGCUCUUCCAGCAUCUUAUGCACCCUUACCCGACAGAGGACGAGAAAAGGCAGAUAGCAGCACAGACUAACCUCACGCUUUUGCAAGUCAACAACUGGUUUAUCAACGCCCGGCGACGUAUCCUGCAGCCCAUGCUUGAUGCAAGCAACCCAGAUCCUGCCCCAAAAGCCAAGAAGAUCAAAUCCCAGCACCGGCCUACGCAGAGAUUUUGGCCCAACUCCAUUGCGGCUGGAGUACUGCAGCAACAAGGAGGCACCCCCGGUACUAACCCUGAUGGCUCUAUAAACAUGGACAACCUGCAAUCCCUCUCCUCUGAUAACGCCACCAUUGCUAUGCAGCAGGCCAUGAUGGCAGUGGCUCACGAUGACUCACUUGACGGGACAGAAGAUGAGGAGGACGACGAGAUGGAAGAGGAGGAGGAGGAGGAAGAGGAAGAGGAGGAGCUGGAGGAGGAGACCGAGGAACUCCAGACAACAAAUGUUAGCGACCUUGGCUUGGAGCACAGUGACUCGCUUGAGUAAAGGACCCUGGUCAGUCCUGAAGCAUACGCCUCCUGAGAAACCUGGCUGCUUGCCUAAAUCAUUGGCCUGAGAAGAGAGCCUGAACUUUCACGUACAAGCCCUGCACCCCUUUAAAGAGAUCAUUCAACGACAAUGCCCUUACCCCGAGUCCGGCUCACCUGCUUUCAGUUGCAGGAGCGGACACGAAUGAUGCACAUUCAAGAGACCUGCCGAAUGUGCAAAGUGAUUAUUUAAGUGAAGGAGACACGUUUACAAGGCACAUAUUGUGGCCAGUUCAUUUCUUCUUUUUUUUCCCUUUGUUUUUGAUAAUAACAACAAAAAGUGUUUUUAGGCUAAGCUGUUUUCUGUACGACUGAAUGUUUUAUGGAUGUUCUAAUGCAAAGCCUUUUUUGUGACAUGCAAUUGAGAGGCAAGUCUGUUUUCAUUUUCACGGCUUUUAUGAGAGAUUUAUAGAUGCAAAGAGAGAGAGAGAGAGAGAAGAGAUUGAUGGUUUUUACAAAAAGAAACUAAAAGACUGUAAUGAUUAUAAAUAUCUAGAUGUAGGAAAAAAACAAGUUUGCAAAUUUGCAAAAAAACAACAACAACCACACGACUGGACGUUGAGCGAGAGUUUAAUGCUGGACCCAGGUAGAUUCCUGGUUAGUUCUGAAGAAGUGGAUAUCAAGUCUUCAGGAUUUCAGUGCGCCAGAUCCCAAGGCAUGUGGAGAGAGCCACAUUGUGGUUAAUUUGAGAAAUGGAUACCACACUGCCAUCUGAACCAUUUGGGAAGGGGAAAUGGAAGGUUUUAGCCCUCUGAAUGGAAAUGUCAUAAUGGUAACAUGCCUGGUUUGAUUCCCUGCUUACAGGAUGCAAAGUCAACAGCCCCCCCCCCCAAAAAAAGAGAAUGCCCCUGAAUAAUUAUGUUAAUUGUUUAGAGGAUCAUAAAUUGAGAUGUAACCAUUA